Messenger RNA from Echinostoma caproni, 576 nucleotides. The record is from the annotation of a GenBank genome assembly. NCBI's taxonomy places the organism in Eukaryota, Metazoa, Platyhelminthes, Trematoda, Plagiorchiida, Echinostomatidae.
GAUUUGGAAGACACAAUUCUCGGAGUGAGACGAAUUCCACCCAGAAAUCGUAACAAGCAACGGGAUGCGGAUCGGGAGAUCAAUACAGAUAUUUCUGGUCUCAUGUCCACCAAGGCCGAACGUUACGUAAGAACCUGGAUGCACACGGCACAGCCAUUGGAACGUGAAUUGGCCGUGGAGUUUUUCGCCAAAUUUCGACAACAGACCAAGGAACCGAGUGAAUGUGAAAAGCGAUUUGUCGAAUUGAAGGAAGAUAUGAAAAGCAAUCGUUUCCGAUUUAUUAUUGCUUUCCCCCACCCUCCAAUUACAAAUCCGGUACGGGACAGACGUAAAGAGGCGUUGAGCAUGCCUCGAAAUCCGUUAUUCUCGCACGGAGACGGUUCGACACAGCUCAAGCACUUGCAGCUACUCUCACCCGAGCAAAGACGGGAUCGUUGGAUGUCUCAAACGUGGCAUCAUUUGCCACCAUAUCGGAUCAGUAAAGAGGCCGCGGAACGGGACUGUCGACAGUCACAUUACAACCAACCACGCAAACCGAUGCCACCCUAUUAUGUCAUUCAUCCGGACAUGGAAUAG